Molecule: messenger RNA, 3262 nt
Organism: Drosophila suzukii
Lineage: Eukaryota; Metazoa; Arthropoda; Insecta; Diptera; Drosophilidae
Gene: Chro
Product: chromodomain-containing protein chromator
Biological process (GO): chromatin organization; negative regulation of transcription by RNA polymerase II
Cellular component (GO): pericentric heterochromatin
Molecular function (GO): chromatin binding
Source: RefSeq, a predicted model, not a curated record
AUUUUGCGUUUGGCAUUCAGAGUUCGCGCGUACAAUUUUGUCAGCAGCAGCCGCGGCUGCUCGUGUCGAAAAGUAGGAAUCAGUUAAAUUAAAAUUAAGGUUCAAAAACUGUGUUCAGUUUGAUUUUGCAAACGAAAGGUUUAUGAAGAGGCUUGGGCGCUGGGGUCGUGAAUAAUGUUGGCACAGGAGAUUGCACCCACGGAAAUCGGCAAACACGCAAACAUUAUCAGAGCUGCCCAAGAGGAACUGGCAAACAUGGACGUUCUUGUGUGCGGACGCUGUCUGAGGGCCUACAACUUUGUGGAAGAGUUCCAGGCCCACAAAGAGGAUGCCUGCGAGAAGGAGAACGCCAAUCUUAAGGAGACGCUUGACACCAAGCCCACCAUUUGGGCCUUCACGCUGUGGAAAGCCACACAGCUGCACACGCGCAAGGACGCCAACUCUGCCAACUCCUGGGCUCUUUACCAGCACUGGGUAAAACUGGAGGAAAGUGUUCGGGAGCCAUGGAUCGUUGCCGGAAAGACCAUACAGUCCUUCGGCAAGAUUGCACACGGACAGCUCCAGGACAUGCCGGUGCGCAUUACCAAGACGGUGGUUAAUCCAACCAAUAACAACACGUCUAACAGCAACAACAACACGAGCGUUUCCCCCACCAGAAAAUCCCCGGCCGGCAAGCUGCCCACACUGGCCAAUCAGCUUAAGGACACCGAAAACGAAAGGCCCAAGUCCAAGCCGGGAACCCCCACGCUUCCCUCAGCGCCUUCUGCCGGAACAGUCAAGCCCAACAACCGCAUUGCCAUUCGGAUCGAUUCCAAGACAGAACAGCGCACCGAAGAGCCAGUGGAGAAGAUAGUGGCCAAGCGUUUCAACCCGCGCCGCAAGACCCACGAGUAUUUGGUAAAGUGGGUGGAUCGCUCGCACCAUGAAAACACCUGGGAAGUGAUGGCCAAUCUUGAGCGGGUGCCGUACUUCCUGCAGAUGUUCGAGAAGCAACUUGCCCGACAGAAGCUUACUCGGGAAAAGGGUUUGGACGCCUUAAAACGCACUCAGCCGCCAGGGUCAUCCGCGAAGGGCGAAACCGUCGCUCCCCUCAGCCCGAUCUCGACGCCAUCCCAAGUUUCGCCAUCAUCUCGACCCUCACGCACUUCCAAAACCAAGGCCAUGGACUCGUUCAAGCAGUGGGUCAAUGAAACUGGUGGCGGUGAUGGUUCCUCAUCGCCUUCCUCUGCCAACGAGGAUGAAUCCGCAACGGAACAAGAGUGGCCCCCGUCUACGGGUCCGGUCAAGCGCAAGCUCAACCACACGGACUCCAGCCUCGAGGGCAGCGGCCUAAACGACUCGAUGGAACUAGAGGAUCUUGAAGAGGAUCUGCCAUCACACACUGUGAAGCGUCUAAAAAACGGAGGAAGCUCCGUGCAGCUGAACAAGCCACGGGUUCAGCCCACGGAAAAGCAGCAGACUAAAGUCAAUGGCAACUCCGCCGCCGUGUCCGCAACGGAGCAAAAAAUGGGUGAGAUUAUCUACACGGAGGACAGCACGAGUUCGGGCAUGUUCCGCAAACCUGAGAUGCCCAACACCAUACACCUGAAAAAGGAGAAGCCGGAAUGUCCCGUGCGGUACCUAACGCGCUCCGAGGUGGGUAGCAGCACGAGAGGUGUCUUUCGGGUUGAGCAUUCUGAGGUACCGGCCCCCGUUUCACCAGCAGCCAUGGCGCCCCAGAAAAUCAACGCCGCGCCUGUAACCACAGGCGUAGCCAAGCGCCUUCCAGUGGCCCGGCCUGCUCACUCCGGUACCAGCUCGCCCAUCACUGUUGGUCAGAGACAACAGGUUCUGCGCACCCCAGGCCAGGGCCCCACAACAGCAGCAGUUCAACGUCGUCCUGUACUGGGUACCACACACACACAGGUGCGCCAGAGCAUGCAGCAGGCGCCGGGCCGAGCUCACCCGGGUGGCCGAGUCCUAGCACGCGCCGGUGUUGGAACGCCGCAACAACGCCAACAGGGCGCCAAGGCAGUGACGCCUGAGCAAAAGAUUUUACAGCUUUCCAAGUCGGGCGACUUGAAAGUUACACGUAAGGUGGUGACCCGUGAAGAGCUGCUAGCCCAGCGUUCUGCCCAGGCUCGCCAGCGUCAGGUUCUGGCCCAGCAGCAGCAAUCCACCCAAAUGCAGAAAGUGACUCCUGGACGACAGCGGAUAACUCCCAAGCCAGCGCUUCAGCCAACGCCGCUGCAGAUGGAGCUGGAGGAAGAGGUUAAUCAGCACCAGGCUCAGCUGUGUCCAAUCACCGGCAAGCUUAUCGGUCAGGAGGAGACUCAGCUGCAAAUGGAACAGGAACAGCAGCAAGAGCAACAACGCGAGCAGUUGGAGGCCGCGGCACAGGCCCUCCUGGGUAGCGAUCAACAAGUUCUUACAAACGAGGACGGCUCGGCCUUGCUGGUGCGUGGCGAGGACGGGACUGUCUACCAGGUGGCUGGAAAAAAUGCAGAGGGCCAAACCAUACUUGUCACCCAGGGCCCGGAUGGCGAGCAGCAAUUUGCGUACGUGGCUGCAGCAGAGGGAGAAGACCAAGAUGUUCUCUCCCUUGACCACGCAGUUGCCGAAGCCGUUCAGGCCGGAGAACAGGUUGAGUCGCAUGGUGUCGCAGCAGCGACGGCGGACGGCGAGCAGAUUCUUGUGUCCAUGACAGAGGAGGAACUAGCACAACACCAGGUGCUUCAACAAGCAGAGGCUUCUGCAGCAGGCACCGGAACACCGGCAACGGCCCAGAUCCAUAUCACGACCUCUGACAGCGAUGGCACGGAGGCACAGAUACCGGCCGAGGUGGUGCAGGCAGAUCUGCCUUCCCCGGGUGGUACCCGUCGCGUUGUUUUAUUGCUACAGGAUGGCACCUUCAUGAUGACUGAGAUGCACGAAGAACAGUUCAAGACGCUCAACAUCCCGACGUAAAAAUAUGUUAAUAGUAUCUAAACCUAGAUUAUAUAUAUAUAAGGCGUAGUCCAUAAGCCGAUAAUAUUGAAAGAACCUGACGUCGCUAGGUUACUCCCACCUUCAGUUCCGUUUAGCCUUAGCAUUUCCACACUGUAGGCAGCAAUUAUGCAUGACCAAUGACUCAGGGCCGUGUUUGCCAGUGGUUUUAAAAUCAUUAUUUUGUUAAGAUCAUAACCGGGAACCAUUGUAGAUUACAAAGCUGAUCUAGCCAAACAUAAUGGUGCGUCAAAAAAAAAGCAGAGAGCGAUGAAAUAAACUAUGCGAAUACCUAAAU